Messenger RNA from Penaeus vannamei (Pacific white shrimp), 812 nucleotides. Lineage: Eukaryota; Metazoa; Arthropoda; Malacostraca; Decapoda; Penaeidae. The record is from RefSeq and is a predicted model, not a curated record.
CCCAUUCAUUCUUCCGAAGUUGGAUCGCCAGCAUGAAAACUGUCAUUGCAACAACUGUUCUCGUGGUUGUGAUGGGGGCAACUUACGGCUUCUCUGUCCCAGGGAGGCAUGGCUCUGCCCUCCGAGCUGCUAGGGAGGCAAAGGAACAGCCCCUUGCUCGAAUUAAGAGGGAUAUGCAUGAACAUAAUGAAACCCAUUGGCACGAAGAGGAGCAUCAUGAUCAGGACUAUGAUGACAGCCAUGAGCACGAUGAUGACGACGAGGGGCACCAUGGUGAUCAGGACUAUGAUGACAGCCAUGAGGACGAAGGGGAGCACCACGGUCUUGGCCACAACGGAACCCAUAUCCAUGAUGCUACGGAAGAUCAUGGCAGUCAUGAGCAUCACCAUGGUCAUUCUACUGUCCCUGUCGCCAUUGCCCCAUGACUGUUUUGGCGACAAUAAGGACGAUGGGGAAGGUGACAACGACAGCGAGAAAGAUUACUGAUCUUAUAUUACACUGAUAUAUUGUAUGCUGUAUACAUUUGCAAAUGCUAACAGACAAAUGUAAUUAUAUGGAUGAUAAUGGUGAAAAUAAUGAUAGAAUCAAAUUGUCAUAUUAUAAAGAAUAAGAAAAAAGGUAUUGGCAAGAUAAUCUUAUGAAAUAAAUGUAUAACGAUGAGAAAAUGAUAAGUAAAAUGAAUUCAGGAUUAACUAAUACCAAAAUAUGUCUACUUCUCAUUUUAUUUAUUUCACUGUAUAAGUAACGUAUAAACGGAUAUUCAAAAUCAGUGCUGUAUUGUAAAAGAGAGAUGAAUAAAGUUGAUGAAUGCA